AUGGGGGAGCAGGUCAAGCUGCCCGUCACAUUCGGGGAAUGGGACAACUUCCGCGCAGAGAAUGUUGUCUUCGACGUGGCGCGCUUCGACCUCCCCUACGACGCCAUCCUCUGGCACCCGGUGCUCGCCAAGUUCAUGGCAGCUGUGCACUAUGCAUACAGCACCCUGAAGAUCUUGGGACCUUCCGGGGUCAUCUCCGUCAAGGUGAACGUCAAGGGGUCGGUGCAUUGCGCCGAGAAGCUCUACAAGGCCAUGGCGGCCAUCUCCCCGGACGAUGGUGAACGCCCCGAGCCGUCAGCCCAUCCUUCGGCUAAGCAGCGGAUUGCCCCCUAUGAUGCGGCCCCCACCAAGGCGGUCCGCCUCGGAGACGAUCCCAAGAAGACGGUGACGAUCAGAGCACAGAUAGGUGAAAAAUAG
Messenger RNA from Panicum hallii, 417 nucleotides. RefSeq lists its product as uncharacterized. Lineage: Eukaryota; Viridiplantae; Streptophyta; Magnoliopsida; Poales; Poaceae. The record is from RefSeq and is a predicted model, not a curated record. Bases 1 to 417 code for a protein of 138 amino acids. The transcript has 2 exons.